AUGCGAAGCCUCGUCGUACCAGGGCAACCGGACCACGGCCGCGAAGCGCAGCGGGUUGCCGGCCUUCCCAUCAGGAGGUCCCCUGCGCCGGCCAGCUCGCCCCCGGGCGGCCGCGACGUACGCCUCCAUCCCCUCCCGGGAGCCGUGCCGCGCGAUGCCCGCCUCGCGAGCGGCGUCGUAGUCGACCAGGAUCUGUUUGUUCUGCAGCUUUUCCUUCUCCGGCGAGUACCUCCCGCCCAGGGUCAGCAGCCGCGGCAGAGAGUUCACGGUGCUGCUGUCGAGCCCGAAGUAGCGGCACGCCCACUGCCGCCCCAGAGGCAGGAACGACAGGCAGAGUCGUCUGAAGGUGACGAGGUAGAUGUAGCCGCCGAACUCGUCGCCGCACUGGUCGCACGUGGGCUGGCAGAGCUUGCGGUAGAGCUCGGUGCACGUCGUGCGAUGGCUUGUACCGAUGAUCCUGGCGCCGCGGAUGGUAUUUCGCGCGUGCCUGCUGAUGACGCCGUAGGUGGGUAG
Messenger RNA from Clonostachys rhizophaga, 513 nucleotides. NCBI's taxonomy places the organism in Eukaryota, Fungi, Ascomycota, Sordariomycetes, Hypocreales, Bionectriaceae. The record is from the annotation of a GenBank genome assembly.